GACUUCGGAAUCGGAUCUUCAGCGCUGUUCCCGCCUUGCCCUUCGCAGCCGCCCGCAGUCCCGCCCCGGGAGGAGGCGGACAAGGAGACCAAGGUCAGGCGAGCCUUCCGCGGGCUCCCCUCUGCCUUGCUGGCUUCCAGGGCGCCGGGAGGAGCGGUGCCGGCCGCCAUGAGCGAGCCUCGCGGCUCUUGCCCUGGAUCGUACGGGACGGUGAGGCCGGAAAGCAGCGAGGAGUUGCCCAGAGAUGGACUUGAAAAUGACUUAAAAUCAAAUGAGGAACCUCUCUUAAGGAAGAAUCCCCAUCGAUUUGUCAUCUUUCCAAUCCAAUACCCCGAUAUAUGGAAAAUGUACAAGCAGGCUCAAGCUUCUUUCUGGACGGUAGAAGAGGUUGACUUGUCAAAGGAUCUUACUCAUUGGAACAACCUAAAACCAGAAGAGAAAUAUUUUAUUUCGCAUAUCCUAGCUUUUUUUGCUGCCAGUGAUGGAAUUGUCAAUGAAAACUUGGUAGAACGUUUUAGCCAAGAAGUGCAGAUCCCAGAAGCUCGCUGUUUCUAUGGCUUCCAGAUAUCAAUAGAAAACGUUCAUUCUGAGAUGUACAGUUUGUUAAUAGACACUUACAUCAAAGAUCCCGAGAAAAGGUUAAAAUGUGGUGGAGAGUUUUUGACAGAGGCCUUACCUGUGGGAUUGAUUGGAAUGAAUUGUAUUUUGAUGAAACAGUAUAUUGAAUUUGUGGCUGAUAGGCUACUCCUGGAACUGGGCUUCCCUAAGGUCUUUCAAGCAGAAAACCCUUUUGACUUCAUGGAGAACAUUUCCCUGGAAGGAAAAACCAAUUUCUUUGAGAGGAGGGUUUCAGAAUAUCAACAUUUUGCAGUUAUGUCCCAAGCAAAUAAUAAAGUAUUUACUUUAGAUGCUGAUUUUUGAUGCUGCCUACUUGGAAGAUUGACAAAGCCAAACUAUGCAUUCAUCCUCAGUGAUGACAAGAAACCUCUUACAAUCCAAGUAGGGUAUUCUUGGAAUAUUUUAUUAACUAUUAAUAGUUGGUAGAAAAGUUUCUACAAAUAGGUUACAAGUUGUGUGAAUAUAUACACUCUUAAUAACAAUUCAUUUGUAAUAUCAUGCAACUUUUCUAAAACUAUAUUGUGACAGUCAGGUUGAAGUUUAGCUGCUGAUCUUUUUGAUCAAAUCCAAUCCUAUCAUUAGAGUGGAAAGCUUUUAUGAUAAUGAGAAUGAUUACACUAUAAAACGUUUCUUCUUACCUCUGUUCUUGAGCUGAGAUGAAAGACAUGCUCUUUUGUCUUAAAGGGAUGUUCUAGCAUAAGUCUUGGAUAGGAGAUUAUCAGAGAAACUUAAGACUGCAAACUAGAUUCGAAAAACAUCCUAGGCAAUGGAAAACCACCUCUGCAUUGUUUCAAGGACCACAAUAUGGACAUAGCCACGUAAUCGGCAGGUAUCAAAAUGGACUUGGUGGAGAUUUUGCUUUUAUGUAAGAGAAAACUGUACUUGGGAAAAUGAAGAGGAUGACACAAGCACUUUAUAAUCUUUUAUCAUUCAUUUUGGUUAGCCAAAUCAGCACAAUGUCUGAAGUUCAUGUGCUUGGGAAGGAUUUUUCAUUUGGCCCCAAAACUUCAUUUUGGCUGUAAACUUGAUUGGAGGAACCCACAUAACAUAACACUGAUCACCUUACAUAAAGCUUUGGCUUAUUCAGCAUGAUGAACCAAGAUAGCUUGUCCUUGUUAUACAAACAUAGCUAUUUUCUCAACAAAUCAGUGCUUAAAGUAAUGUGUUUAUGUCACAUACUGAUCCAAAAACUAUUCAGGGCAUUUUAAGUUAGUGUAUUGCCUGAAUCCAGACUUUAUUAUUAGUUUUUGUCAUGCAAACUUAGAAAAUUGGGGUAAUUUAAUAAUUUAUGCAUAAUGAUAUCAUAUGAACUUAGCUUUGAUGUAUGUAGUAGGAUAAAAUUUAAACAACUUUAUUUAGAAUGUGAAUGGUGAAGAACAGAUAACUUGGCUACCAAAGUAUAUUUUAAAAAGAGAAAAACAAUAUAGAGGUAAUUGACAAAACUGAAGCUGCUUUUGUGAAACAUCAGAGCUAAUGUUUAUGUGGGAAAAGCAGUUUUGUCAAGCUUUCUCCAUGAGCAUCCAGUAAAUAAGGCUGAGUAAGGCAGAGAUAAUUCAACAAUUUUCCGGAUAUCAUUGUUUUUUCUUCUGGAAGUUUGCACUAGUAACUUCCAGAUAUCUUGGAUUUCAACCCCCAUAAUCUUUGGGUUAUGUUCAUAACUGGUCCAGUCCAAAUAGAAGCACAGUUUAAGGAUGAAAUAUAUCAUAGGGAUGAAAUAAAUCACCCCCUAAUAUUGUCAGGAAUUGACAAGGGUUUGACACAUUAUGCUAAGCCAUUGUAAGGUUUGUGAUGUGUAAUCAGAUUGUGGGUUACAGAUUACAAGCCUAGUGUCUUCUUUGAGCCCACCAUUUAUUUAUUUAAUUAGUUUGUAUGCCGCCCACUCUCAGAAGACUCAGGGCGGCUUACAAAUAAAAAGG
Thamnophis sirtalis is the source of this 2534-nucleotide messenger RNA. The record is from RefSeq and is a predicted model, not a curated record. Lineage: Eukaryota; Metazoa; Chordata; Lepidosauria; Squamata; Natricidae.